GCAAAAUGGCGUCUUCUUGAAUGUGACCCGCCCCAGAGCCCAUGGCUGAAAAAAACACCAACAUGGAGUGGGGCCUCUCGCGCGAAUAUCUUGCCGUUAUCCUGACGUAUCUCGUUGCUCUUCGAACUUUCGGAAACUACCUCAAUUCCUCUUCCCAGUGGACCGAGUUAACGAAAAAAUGCCUUCUUCUCGGACCGGGAAUAAAAGGAUUUAUGUUUUCAGUGUCUCGAGCAAGGUGUCAUUCAAUACGGUUUGGUGUACCAAAAAAGGGCGCUUAUAGGGUGUGUGAUUUUCUCAUUCGCUCGUCACCGAGUGGUCGGCAGUCCAGCGCAAGCCACGAUGGCGAACGCACAAGAAUCGCAUGAAGGAACGGGCUCGUACACUCGAUUUUAGCCGUUCUCUGAACGAAGAAACAUUCCAUUUAUCUUUAUGGAGGAAAUACAAACUAAACCUAGUGUUUUGAAGUUCGAAACGAGCAGUUUCAACGCAAAUGUCGAUGCCAAGAAAGAGCAAGCAAAGACGGCAAACGUUAUGUUUGAGGGAAAGAACAUUCAUUCUUCGCCGUUGGAUGGAAAACUUCUAUGUAGCUACAGUGAAAAGCUUUGUAAGCAAAGAAGGUUAAAUGGCUACGCGUUUUGUAUUCGACAUGUGUUAGAGGAUAAAAACGCUCCGUUUAAACAAUGUCAGUUUGUGGCAAAAUACAACGGACAUCAGUGUACAAAUCCUAUACCGUCUGCCGAGGAUCGAAUAUACUGCAAUAGUCAUUUACAAGUUUUAGGAAUCGUUCCCAAGAAGAAUCGACGAAAAAAACCUGGCGAAGGAGUCGAGUGCGAGGCGAAUUCAUCUUCUUCGAUAACAGAAUGUAAAGCAAGGACAGAUGUUUUGGCGACUCCAGCAUCGACAAACAUGUCUUCGAUCCCCACUCUAUUUCCUUAUCGUUCAAAAAAGCCUAAAAAUCAACCGCCGAAGAAAAAUUACGCAAAUAGUCCAGCGAUUGAAGAGUUGAGAGAGAGUAGGAGAAAAUGGCAGAAAGACAGAGCGGAUUUAUUCAAGAUUUAUGAUAUUGAGAGUUCUGAUGGUGACAGUUCCAGUGAAGGUGAUGAUAUGCCCUGGCAGCAAAUGUGGCUCUCUUCUGAUAGUGAUCUUGAUUAUGAAGCUCUCAGAAAAGAAAACAACUGCCUUCAUGCUGAUAUUAGAACUGCUAAGAUUUCAAGACUGAGUAGCCAGCUACGACGACAACUUCACCAACUGAGGAGAACACUGCGAACACGGCGUCAUCAAUACAAAGAUAUGAUGGCAUCUGGUAAUGUUCUGGUUAAGGCUGUUCAGAGUAACAGUUCAGCCUGUGUGGAUUCUCUUCUGGAAAAUAGCAAGAAGAUGCGGAAUAUAAUGAAUGACUCUAUGCAAGUAUUGUAUGCCCAGUGCACUGCCAAGUGGCCUGGAGGUCUCCAAUGUUCUGUGCCAGUGUUUGAUGUCAUUCAUGAGCGUCCUCUCUGUGAUGAACAUGCCAGGAAAAAGGCCAAAUUUCAAGAGGCUCAAGCCCAAGCUCAAGCAGCUGCAGCAGCAGCCAAGUCCUCUCCUGGAGUAACAAAGCCUCCCCCAAAGAAGCCACGGCGGAAACCACAGCCAAAGGCCCCAUUACUUCAAAAGCUGCCAAAGCCAACUAAAAAACCAGCCAAUAGAAAACCAGUUAUGCCCAGGUCAAACAAAGCAAGAGUAGCAAAGACACCUAACAAUUCAAUAAGACCUGUUGGUUUGGACAAUUCAUUUAGUCCUGAUAAUUCAUCGGAUAUGUUAUCUCCAGAUAUCAGUUUGUCAUUGUCAUCUGACUACUCACAUGGAAGUGGACCUUCUCCUAUGUCACCUGAUCUUGAUGAGUUUCAGCAGUAUGAUUCACCUAUGUUUGAAUCGGAGCAAAGGGAGGAGAUACUGCUUGGUGGCCUUGAUAAUGAGGAAAGUGAACAUGAUAUCCUUAGUGAAAAUUUCCCUACUGUUUCCAAUGGCAAUUCUGCCAUUAAAAGUCUGUAUUCUGGAAAAGGCAAAGAAUGUGGUGUUGGACACUCUGUUCCAGCAUCAGUGAUCACACACACCCCAGGAUUGUUAAACAGUAGUGGUUUUCUUGGCACAGGUCAAGAUGAUUCUUGUUUGUCUGAAUCUGGAUCAAAGUCAUCACCACUGAAUAGCAGGAGUAAGCCAAACAAGGUCUCUAACUUACGAGACUCAAAGAAGUUAGUUAAUGCAAGUAAUGCUUCUCACACAGGCCCAAGCAUUAUAUCACCAAUCAUUCAUCAGAACAAUAUCAAAAAGGAAAAUAACAAGAUCAAAGAACUUGCCCUUAAUAAGGACCCUAUGUUUUCUCCCCCACACGGACUUCUAGGAAGCAAUGAGUUAAAAUCUCACAGCAAUGGAGUGAACUCAGAUCAUCUUCAUUCUCCCCCUAUGACAAUGGAUAACAUCCUUUCUCCUACACAGCGAAGCUGGUCUGCAAUCGUAAACAAUACCUCUCCAGCCUCAUCAUCGUUCACAUCACCUCUUAAUUCCACACAAACAGGAUUGAAUAGACUUGUUUCACCACCUUUCUCUCCUCCUUCAAUGUCCCCUCACAUCUCACCCCACACAACACUCGGAAAUGUCUUCACAUUUGACAGACCUACACCUUUUCAGCAGUCACAUAUGACAUCACCCACUCUGAGCCCUGCAAGUCCAUCAUUCCUUCAAGGACAAUUGAAACCAACAGGAGCACGUUUUCCAAGGCACAAUGAAAUUGACCACUCUGAUGAUCCUUUCCUCUUUGAUGAUAGAGAGCAAACUCUAUUUGGUGGAACAUUUAAUCAGAAUCAUGACACAACCUUAGGUGACCUGCGGCUAAGAUAAAGUGUGCAAAAGCAGUCAUUUUUAUCCCUAAAGGAGGAGGAGAUUUCUUUUUUAAUUGCUACACCUGCAUCAAGUGGUUUGCUUAUAAGCAGAAAGAUUGAUCAGUAUACAAGUAUCUCGUAUUCUCAGUAAGCUUAUGUGGUGCCACUUCUGCCUGAUAUAUGUACAAUGUGUCACAGUAAUACCAAUCAGGAAUUCAUUGGUUCCUCCAGAAAGAUUUCCAGAGUAUUAACUUUUCAGUGAACAUUGCUUUAUUUGCUGCCAUUAGACAAACAAUACCAGCAUGUUGACUAUGCUGUUAUUUGUAUAUAAGAAAAUUACUGUAAAUAUUACCCCCACAGCUUUGUGGUGCAUGUGAGGGUGUGAUUCAUGUCAGGUGCAAAAGACAACUUGGUUGGAUUUUCCAGGCCUGUUAUUCUACCCAAGUUGCCUUAUUUUACUUUACCUACACAAAGAUUUGAAGGUUGGUGGAAUUGGGUUGUGGCAAACUGUGCUUUACUUCCUUUGCCUGUUAAAAACUGUAACCUUUUGACUCCUAAUUUUGCUUUCACCUUGUAAUUCUUGAACAUACAGACAUAGCCUUAAUUCAAUUUUACACUUUUUUAAAAUUAUUUCCUUUUUUAUUUUUAAGGAAGAGAAGGAGCCAUGCAUAUAGAUGAAAGAUACUAUUAUUAUUAAUUUUUUUCCCCCAAAAUUUUCCUAAAUGGUACUGAGUAGAAGAUGUAGGGGAAAGACAUAGCCUACAAUUUAUUUCCACACCAGUCAUUAGGGAAGCAAAAUUAAGAGUCAUCAGAGUUUAUGUUGACUAUACAUAUUUCAACUGAGUGUCAAAAAUAAUCCAGUAUUGGUGGAUCUUUUAUAUUUGUGUCACUCUGAACCAAUCUGAUGCAAAACUAAAAGAUGCAAUUCUUAAACAAUUGCAAUUUUGUUGCUGGCAAUUCCUCAUGCAUCUGUUAGUUUUCAUGGUUUUACUCUGAUCUUUCAUCUCUAAGUCAUGGUUUCUUUGAUGAGCUGCAGUGACUGCAUUGGUCUGUUUUAAUGACACUUGGUUGAAAAACUCUGUAUCUGUGUUUAUCUUACCUGAUUUGAUGCUGGCUGUGUUAAAUGUAAACAAAACCCUCCACCCUACUUCAAACAGUGACAUGUGACAAGUCUCAUGAUUGUGGCAGACAUAGAAACUGCAUUAAAUGCAGUUGAACUUAUUUUGAAAAGGAAAAAGAUGCUGUAUUUAUAUAACUUCAUCUCAAAGAUGACUUGAUAAUGAACUUACAUCCUGAACGUCAACUAGUUGUUUACCAUGUUUUGUCACAUCAAGGGUUAUAAAAAUCCAGUAAAAUUAUCUUGACUAAGACUUGACUCUCCUGACAGUUUUCAGUUUCAUGCAGCUUUUAUUCAUUUGGGUUACUUUGCUAGUUAUAACUUAGGUUUGUUAUUAUUUGUUGAUUUGGGGCUUAAUUCAAAUGUUUUGGAUUGUUGCAGGGCAUUUUCAAUCUGCCCUUUUGUCUUAACUUUUUUGUCGUUUUUGCUUCAGGAACAUUCUUUCAGUGAAGGUAAUAUGUUGUCUUGCCUAUUGGGAAAUUUCACCAGUAAAAUGAUAAAACUGUUGGAUUUAUUAUUAUUUUGCUUUAGCUAGCUGUAAGAUGCAAAUUUUUGUUUUUAAAAUUAGGGGGCACCAGUGUAUAAGUAUUUCUAUACCAUUGUAAGGCAGUAUGCUCUAAGAAGAUUUCUUUGUUUAUAUACACUUUUCUGUUUUAGUUUUGUUUGAGGCAAGUCACUUAGCAUUUGGUUGCAAUAUGGCACACACUUAAAUUGUAGAGGAUAAUUCAAGACUUAGUCAGGCUUCUGUCUGUGAGUAGUUUUUCUCUCUUUCUCCCUAGUUGCGAAUGAGUUAGCUUUAUGUAUGGCCAUUUCGAACCUGGCAGAAUAUUCAGGGGAGUUUAUUCAUGGCCAGAUUAAUUAUACUUAGGAAAACAACAAGACUUCUUUAUUUGUUCGUUUGUUUGUUUAUUUUUUAGUUGUAACCAGACAUAACCACUCUAUGCAAUAGAGAACAUGUCCACUAACAAAGAUUAUUGUGGCCUCUGAACUGAACUAAAUAUAUUUAAUAUGGAACAUUUGUUUAAAAAAUAAAUAAAGUAUUUUCUGAGAACAUAAA
Messenger RNA from Pocillopora damicornis (cauliflower coral), 5029 nucleotides. RefSeq lists its product as uncharacterized. NCBI's taxonomy places the organism in Eukaryota, Metazoa, Cnidaria, Anthozoa, Scleractinia, Pocilloporidae. The record is from RefSeq and is a predicted model, not a curated record. Gene Ontology annotation, cellular component: nucleus.